AUGCUGGAUCACUCAGACGUGCCCAAUUCCACUACAAUGAUGGAGUUUCUCCUCAUGGAAUUUUCUGAUGUGCGGAAUCUCCAAAUUUUGCAUGCCAUAUCCUUCUCUCUGAUUUAUUUGGCCACUUUAAUAGGAAACAUCUUCAUUGUUAUUGUUACCAUCUUUGACAAAGGGCUUCACAUUCCCAUGUAUUUCUUCCUCAGAAAUCUAUCUAUCUUGGAUGCAUGCUACAUUUCUGUUACAGUCCCUAACUCCUGCAUUAAUUCUUUGCUUGGCAGCAGCACCAUUUCAAAGACCGGAUGUGUAGCUCAAGUCUUUUUAGUAGUAUUUUUUGUAUAUGUGGAACUUCUCUUCCUCACCAUCAUGGCUCGGGAUCGCUAUGUGGCCAUCUGCCAGCCCCUCCACUACCCUGUCAUCAUGAACCCUCGAAUAUGCACCCAGAUGACAUUGGCCUCUCUGUUCAGUGGACUUGUUUACGCAAGUGUGCACACAGCCAAUACGUUCUUGCUGCCCUUCUGCAGAUCCAAUGUGAUCCACCAGUUCUUCUGUGACAUUCCAUCGCUGCUGAAGCUCUCUUGCUCUGACACAAUCAUAAAUGAGAUCACGAUUGUUGUCUCUGCUCUGGGAAUUGGUGGUGGCUGUUUCAUUUUUAUCAUAGGGUCUUAUAUUCAAAUCUUUUCUACUGUGUUCAAGUUUCCAAGUGGAGCAGACAGGAAAAAGGCCUUUUCUACCUGUAUUCCUCACAUUCUUGUGGUGUCAGUCUUCCUUAGCUCAGGCUUUUAUGUGUACCUGAGGCCAUCUGUAAUAUCAGCAACCACCUUGGAUAUGGUCCUGUCAGUGUUUUAUUCUGUAAUCCCUCCCCUUUUCAAUCCUAUUAUCUACAGUCUUAGAAAUGAACAAAUAAAAGGUGCCAUGAGAAAAAUCAUGGCAAGAAUGUUCUAUCCAGGUAAUGUAUUCAAAAUUAAAAAGGGUUGUCCUAAGCUAUUUAAUGAUAUUCACCUUUUUGGCAAUACACUGAAAUAA
Messenger RNA from Dipodomys ordii (Ord's kangaroo rat), 1023 nucleotides. RefSeq names its product olfactory receptor 14C36. Gene Ontology annotation, molecular function: olfactory receptor activity; G protein-coupled receptor activity. The record is from RefSeq and is a predicted model, not a curated record. Bases 1 to 1023 code for a protein of 340 amino acids. Gene Ontology annotation, cellular component: membrane. The transcript has a single exon. Gene Ontology annotation, biological process: G protein-coupled receptor signaling pathway. NCBI's taxonomy places the organism in Eukaryota, Metazoa, Chordata, Mammalia, Rodentia, Heteromyidae.